Auanema sp. JU1783 is the source of this 720-nucleotide messenger RNA. The record is from the annotation of a GenBank genome assembly. Lineage: Eukaryota; Metazoa; Nematoda; Chromadorea; Rhabditida; Rhabditidae.
AUGAAUUCCACCUUAUUAACAUGUAAACGCCUCGGACAGGUGAUCCAAACCGUUAGGGGAAUGAAGAAAUAUGCGUUCCCUGUCACUUUCGAGAAUGUUAACUUCCCACCCAGUGGUCAAAUGAAGCUACCUGUUAUGCCACCUGAGCCGUUUUAUGAUGCAGAAAAAGGAGAAAGAAAGUUCAAAUCUACGAAACGAAUGAUUGAAGCUAGAGGUGUUGAAGAAAUUCAUUGUGAUUUAAUACACGAACAGUAUGGCUUAGCUGCUGUGUCUGGAGGUUUCAUCAGCUCCGACGAUUUCAAAUUCAUUCAAGACAGAAUCAACAAGAAUCUGCUGCAUAAGCAGUUUGCAGUAUGGAGAGUCGAUGCUCCUUGGUUGCCAAGAACAAAGAAAGCGCAAGGUUCUCGGUUGGGAGGUGGAAAAGGUUCCAUCCAGAAAUACGUAACCCCAGUACGCGCUAACCGCAUAAUUCUUGAAGUUGGAGGUUAUAUAACUGAAAUUGAGGCUAAGGCUUAUCUAACAUAUCUGUGCGAUCGUUUCCAGUUUCCUGUUGAGUUCGUUUCUCAACGUAUGUUAACGGAACGAAGAGAGAAUGAGAAAGAAAUUGAGAAGCACAAUAAGAAUCCUUUUAAUUGGGAUAAGGUGAUAAAGUACAACAUGCAAAACUGCAGAAGUUGGCUAUCAGACUACGACAUACAGUGGAAGGGAAGAUAUCGUUGA